Messenger RNA from Paramacrobiotus metropolitanus, 2209 nucleotides. Its product is annotated as arylsulfatase B-like. The transcript has 8 exons. Bases 55 to 1974 code for a protein of 639 amino acids. Lineage: Eukaryota; Metazoa; Tardigrada; Eutardigrada; Parachela; Macrobiotidae. The record is from RefSeq and is a predicted model, not a curated record.
UAGUUGCUUUCGGUUUCUUCUGCAGCUGUUGGUAACAAAGCCGCAACUGUAACCAUGGCGGCCAUUUUCUUAUUAACUUUAUUGGCGUUUGGCGCCCACGCACGAGUAUUUCCUAGCAUGAAUGAAUUCCAGUUCCGUGCCGGCGAAAUGAGCAACCGACAGGCACCGGCCCCACCCGCUACGGGACCGGGCAGUGACCAGGCCUUCGCCAUGACGGAAGCGCCCGUUGGUUCGCCCAUCGUCCGUGGUGGCACCACCACGCCCUCAUCCAACGACGCCGUGGUGACAACGGUCGCCAGCCGAACACCCUGCUCAUCCGGUUCCGGCAAGACCUGCAACCCCAAAGGUGGACCCGGUCUCAGCAAACAGCCAAACAUUGUUUUCUUCAUUGCUGACGAUUUGGGUCAUGCCGAUCUCAGUUACACGGAAGGUAACCUCCAGACCCCGACACCCAACAUCGAUAAACUGGCUUGGGAUGGUAUUAUCCUCCAUCGUCACUAUUCCAACCCGAUCUGCACGCCCACACGCUCUGCUCUGAUGACCGGCAAAUACACUUUCCGCAUUGGUAUGCAGACGGCCGCCAUCAGUGACGGUGAACCAUGGGGUGUGCCUCUUCAGUUCAAGUUCCUGCCACAGUACAUGAAGGAUCUCGGAUACGAUACCUAUGCUACCGGAAAGUGGCAUCUUGGACAGUACAACCGUGCCUCUCUGCCAUCUAGCCGUGGAUUUGACCAGUCUGUCAUGUUGAUGGCUGGAGAUGGCAACUGGUUUAACUACACCACCGGAUGGAUUACACCAUACCCCAUGGCUGGCAGAAUGAUCCGCGAGAACGGCAAGAUUCUGUUCGCCAACAUUACCAACAACAACUACUUCCCCGAGCUGUGUACCACCUAUGCCGAGAAGUGGAUUCGCAACCACAACCCCAACAACCCCUUCCUGUUGUACUUCGCUAGCACUGUGCCGCACACUGCCUUCGAAGACUACGGAGCCGUUAUGCACACCAUGCCUCAGUACCAACUCCGCCCACCGGUCUUCUCCUUCACCGACAAAUACCCAUCGCGCAAGAAGUGCAUUGCCACCAUCCAAGCGCUGGAUGAGCAGUUCAAGCGUGUCACCGACGCUCUGACCUACAAGGGCAUCAUCAACAACACCAUCAUCAUCUUCUUCGCCGACAACGGCGCUCCAAUUCCGUCGUCCUACCAGUUCGUCCACGGCAGCAACCACGGCAGCAACUGGCCGCUGCGUCAAGGCAAGGGUGUCAUGUUCGAGGGCGGAGUCCGCACCAACAGCUUCAUCUGGUCGCCGCUUCUGCCCAAACGUGGACGCAUCACCAACCAGCUGUUCCACGUCAGCGACUGGCUGCCCACCGUCUACGAAGCUGCUGGCGGAGAUGUCAACCAACUGGGUGACAAGCCGGGUGACCUUAGCGGCAUGAGCCAGUGGAAGUCGUUGUACAAUGGUUUGAACUACGGACCUCGAACUGAAUUAGUUAACAACAUCGAUACAAUCAAUCCUCAGUACGCUAUGAUCUACCAGGAUACUUAUGGUGGUUUGUACAAGAUCAUCGGCGGAAACAUUUUCGACAACUCUUUCUUGGGAUGGUACCGCACGCCCGAUACCUCGGACUCUAACCCACAAACCGUCUGGACGCCGGCUGCCACAGAAUGCAACUUCCCGGCUGGUGUGGAAGUUAGCAAAUGCGUUCCCCAUCUGUCUCCGUGCCUCUUCGAUUUGGUUAACGACCCUUGUGAACUGAACAAUAUUGCGGCCAGCUACCCAUCUAUGCUGCAGCUGCUUAGGGACAAAAUUACCGCGUACAACGCCACUGGUAUUCCCUCCGAAAUUAAACCAUUCGACCCGGCUGCCGAUCCCGGCAAAUGGGGAGGUUUCUGGGUGCCAUGGAAGGAUCCCGUGGAAGUUGUUGACAACCCACCGCUGACCUUUAUGCCAUUCAACCCGUCCAGCUCGUAUUAAGAGCUCACUAUUUUGGUGGAGUAUUUGUAUGGAUGUUUUUUCUACGCACUUCGUUGUUCAGUUACAUUGACACAGUAUGUUGUAAAUUUUAUUUUGCGGACUGAUACAUAGUUGUAUGAUAUUUUGGACAAUGCAUUUUCAUGCUGGUUUUACCCAAAGUGGCCCAACAACUAUGAGAAUGUUUUUGAGAAUAUCAAUUUGGCCAAAGGUUUUGUGAUAAAAAGCUCUGAAGUUG